CGUCUUCUCCAUCUUAGAACACUACUAUAAAUCAUACUUUGGUCUUGUCUCCCUUUCUCUCUCCUACCUCCUUCUCUCUCUAUCACGGUCAGAUAGAUCUGAACCUUUUUUCUGCUAACUCUCGUGCGACUCUUCCUUCACUUCAGAUUACCACUUUAGGGAAAAAGAAUGGGUGUAGAAGUUGCAGGAUCUGAAUUGCCCAAGGAGAACGGGGGUGAUGUGAAGACUAAACUGUUUGGCUUGGAAAAUGGGAAAAUCGAUUUUUCAGAGGUCAUCACAUUCGGCUCGCACGGUGUGGAUGAAGUACAGUCUACGGGAGAGGCGAAUGAGGCCUCAAAUGCUAGCUUUCCUAAGGACGCAGUUGAUGAAUGGCCUCAAGUGCAAACCCAUUAUUUUCAUUUUGUCAGGCGUCAUCGAUCUCUUGAGGACCCGAGCUUGAACGCUAAAAUAGAGGAGGCUAGGAAAGACAUUCAGAAAAAAAGCGAAAAAAUCAAUCAGUUAUAUGAAGAUUUGAGGGUUAAAAACUCAGAGAAAUCUGAGCUAUACGAUGAGUUGAAUGCUAUUAAAGGUGAAAAAGAGCAAAACUGGGCGUUUAUAAAUGAAAAAAGAUCGCAAAUGAAGCCCUUGCAGGAAGCUUUGGGCUCCUUACGUGGUGGUGGUGGUGGAGAGAAGGGAUUUCGCAUAUGUUCGACUGAGGAGGAGCUUAAUCAGCUUAUAAAAAGUGUUGAGUAUCGGAUGCAACAUGAAACUAUGUCAUUGAAGGAGGAGAAACAACUUGUUAAGGAAAUCAAAGAAUUGGAGGCAACAAGACCGAAGGUUAUUGCUGAAAUGGCUAGGAGGGCAGAGAUUCAAGAAUCCAUGGGGCAAAAAGAUGUCCUCCAGGAUCAGGUCAAGCUUUUAGGUACUAAUCUGGACGGAGUACGAAAGCAGCAGGCAGACAUAAAAGCAAAAACAAAUCGUUUGGGUCCGCAACUGGAUGCGGUAAAGAAGCAGGUUGACACCAUAUUGAAGGAGUUGGCAAAGGCUAAGGAACAAAAGGAUAAAGCACUUGAGAAUUCAAGGAACCUAUGGAGUUUACGGGAGGAAGGGAGUAAAGAUUUCAAUCAAAGCCGGAACAUUCUAAGACAGGCAGAAAAUCUUGCUGUGACGAAGGAUGUAAAGGCCCUUAAGGAACUCAAUAAUGCCGAGGUUGAGAAAUUUAUGGCCCAAUGGAACAGCAACAAGGCUUUUAGGGAUGAUUACGAGAAGAAAAUUUUGACCUCACUGGACAAGCGACAGCUGAGUAGAGAUGGAAGAAUGAGGAAUUUUGAUGAGAAGCCACUGGUGGCGAGGGCAGAGCCACCAAGACCUUCUGAGACAGAUGUGGCUUCUAAAGCUACGUCAAAGAAAGAAGUUGCAAAAACCACUUCAAAAGCAGAGAACUUGCCUGCAGAAAAGGCUCAGAAAGAAUUAAAUAAGGGAAGCAAGGACUCAAAAACUACUUCAGAACGAGAACUGGAACUGGAACUGGAAGAAGAUGUCUUUGUGGUUGAUAAACCAAAAAAGACCACUGAAAUCAGUGCAGAGAAACUCAAGGAAAUGAAGAAGGAAGAGGAAAAGGAAAAACAAAGACAAGCCUUGGAGAGAAAGAAGAAGAUGCAAGAGAAAGCUGCUGCUAAAGCAGCUCUGCGGAUCCAGAAGGAAGCUGAAAAGAAGAUUAAGGAGCGUGAAAGAAAACUGAAGAAGAAAGAAGCAUCAACUGUACAAGCGACCAACGAAGAAGAGCCAACUGAAAAUCCUGAUGAAAAUGCUGAUAAUUCUGAUGAAGUGGAAGAGGUCGUUGAAACUCCAGUCCCAUCAAAAGCUAAGGUUCAGCAGGAGAAUGCUCUCAGGCACCGUAGACCUAUAAAAACUCGAGGUACUCUCCCAAAAGCAAUACUUAAAAAGAAGAAAUCAGAUAAGUAUUGGCUUUGGGGUUCUGCUGCUGCUGCUGCUGUUGUGGUUGUUCUGUUGCUUUUCGUUCUUGGUUAUAAGUACCUUUUCUGAAUCAAAGUUUAGUCCUCUGGAGAAGAUCAAAGAUCAAGAAUCAGACUAAUAUGGAUGCCCCGAUGUAUGUUGUUUAAGCUGGGGUAAUGUAGUAGUAGUAGUAGAAAAUGUUCAUUUUAUGUUUUUUACAUUCCAAUUUGGGGAUGGACUAUCAAUCCAUAAGGAUCUGUAGCUCAGGCAGGCAGUUCAUAGUUGUUUAUUACGGGGACGAGACUAGUUAUACUGUUUUAGUUUUUUUUUUUUGUCUGUACUAAAGUUUUGAUUUUGUUCUUUCCUUUGUUUUUUGAACUUUCGUCAUUUUUUUUCUCUUUCGAACUCUGAGACUUUGGACCCUUAUUAAUACAUUCGCAGUUAGACAA
Spinacia oleracea (spinach) is the source of this 2384-nucleotide messenger RNA. Its product is annotated as proton pump-interactor 1. The transcript is spliced from 8 exons. The record is from RefSeq and is a predicted model, not a curated record. NCBI's taxonomy places the organism in Eukaryota, Viridiplantae, Streptophyta, Magnoliopsida, Caryophyllales, Amaranthaceae. The coding region runs from base 169 to 2025 and encodes 618 amino acids.